GUAUGUAAAAUCUGGAAAUGGAGAAAUGAGACUCCAGUGGGGCUCACUCAGUGACUCUGGAAAGGAUAAGAGCUACUUUUCUUCCACUUGCUGGCCUGGAGUCUCCAUCAACUAAAAUGACCCAUUUUGUGCUGUUUCACUGGAUUCUGAUACAGAUCUUUAUAGCACACACAGCAUCCCAGACUGUUGUCGGAGGAGUGACAGGGCAGUCUGUCAGGCUGCCUUGCGGCUACCGGGUGACUCCGCGUACGGGCGUCUCCGAUGUGUGCUGGGGCAGAGGCUCCUGCCCAAAUUCAAAGUGCAAGAACACGAUUUUGGAAACCCGUGGGAGUAGGGUGAGAUUCAGAAAAUCUCCGAGAUACGACCUCCAGGGCUCUAUUUCCACUGGAGAUGUGUCUCUCACCAUUGGGAUGGUGGAGGCAGGAGAUGCGGGUUUAUACUGCUGCCGUGUGGAGAUCCCGGGCUUGUUCAACGACAUCAAGAACAACAUACGGCUGGUGGUGGCCAGAGCCCCUCCAGUGAUGACAACCACCACGAGAAAGGCUCCUGUUUCCCCUAAAGGUUUUAGAAAGACAACUUUUGCUCCCCAGGCAACCUCUGUUCUUCAGCCAACAGCACAGACCGCUGUCCUCCUGACAACCACAACCACCGACUCUCCAGAUGUAACUACACUGGAGACCAUUGCUCCUCCAACAAUUCCUGUGACAGAAAAAGCUACUUUUCCAGUAACUAUGAUGACAAGCAGUGCUCUCCCACAUUCUUCAGCUAUCUCCCAUGAAGAUGACAUGUUUUGUGUCACAGAGCCUGGUCCCGUUCCUGGAAGUACGGAGGUGACUACUGAAUUCCCAAAUAUACUUCUGACUGAAGAGGGAAGUACAAGUGCUGACACCUCUGUCAUGAUGGAAGAUGUGCCAAAUGCAGUGAUUUCAGCAAAUUCAGAUGGCAAGGCUGAGCAACAUGAUGAUAGUGGAGAUAAGGUAAAACUUCCUUUUCCCAGCUCUGUCAUUCUCAUUGCCUGUGUCAUAGCGGGGACCGUUCUUUCCGUGCUGAUGUUCUCACUGUUUUGGAAACGUAAACAAGUAAAGAAACAUAUAAUAAAAAGUGUUGGACCUCCAGAGGAGCAGGAGAAAGUUUUCAGUGGUGCUGAAGGAGAAAACAACAUUUUUUCCCUGUGAAGACCUCCUACAUUAUCUGUAGAUGCCAUGGAAAAUAAAAAGAGCCUGUUUCAUGCUGCACUAAGAGAUGCUCGUGAGCCUCCAAAAUAUCAAUGGGUGUAAACCACAGGCCAGAGCUUCAACUAUGAAAAUUUAAAAAAUUUUAAAAAAUGCAAAUUGUGCCAUAUCACCCUUAACAUUCAUUGCAUAAAGAAGCUGAUUUGAGAAAGGGCUUUAUGCAUUAUUCAUGGAUGCUUCUGGCAUCUGCCUUCUUACUAACACCAUUUUGCACAAUUGAAUUUAUUUUUCUCCAUUUUACUAAUGCUCUUCCUUGAAUACAACUUAUACUGUGAAGAACAGAAGAGAGAAGAAAUUACAUGGAAAGCUGCCUAUCUUCAAAUUGCCAAAAGGAAAGAAGAAAUAUCAGAAACUAUGGUUCUUACUGCUUUCAUGUAAUCAACAGAAAAAUUAGCUACAAGAAUGCUGUGAGUUUGAAUCAAAAAUGCUGAUUACUUAAGAGGUACCAAUACUGUCUGUGAUUCAGCAUGUUUGAAUGACCCUUAGAGAUGAUGUUAAUAAACUUUUUAAUUUAC
Myiozetetes cayanensis is the source of this 1747-nucleotide messenger RNA. Its product is annotated as T-cell immunoglobulin and mucin domain-containing protein 4-like. Bases 117 to 1175 code for a protein of 352 amino acids. The transcript has 8 exons. NCBI's taxonomy places the organism in Eukaryota, Metazoa, Chordata, Aves, Passeriformes, Tyrannidae. The record is from RefSeq and is a predicted model, not a curated record.